Psylliodes chrysocephalus is the source of this 731-nucleotide messenger RNA. NCBI's taxonomy places the organism in Eukaryota, Metazoa, Arthropoda, Insecta, Coleoptera, Chrysomelidae. The record is from the annotation of a GenBank genome assembly.
CUGAUAUGAUAGCGUCAACAUUUGAGUCCUGUUUGCUGAAGUAUUUGGAAAUAAAAUGUUAAAAUGAAUCUGGCCCAAUUAUAAUUUACAGCGACGGAUGCACAUACCAAAAUCGAAACAGCAUGAUGUCAAAUGCCUUACUCAAUUAUGCUGUUGUUAAUAAUGUGGAGAUUGUUCAGAAAUUUUUAAAAGUUGGGCAUACAUAGAUGGAAUGUGACUCCGUCCACAGCUGCAUUGAAAGGAAAAUAAAAGGAAAAGACAUACAUGUACCCAGCGAUUAUUUGCACAUUUCAAAAGAAGCAAGAUCUAAACCAGCCCCUUAUGAUGUUGUGUGCAUGCAGUAUACAGAUUUUAAAGACUUUACUCCAAAAAAAUUUCACCGAUUUAAUUCUAUCAGACCAGGCAGAGUAAGUUAUUGCUUAAUCAUUAACACCAUUAAGUUUAUAAAUUGGAAUUAUGUUCUCCUUAAGGUUGGUAAUGAUCUCGUAGUAACGGACAUCAGAGCACUUAAAUAUUUGCCUAAUGAAAAAUUUUUUUACUAACUUGAUUUUGAUGCUGACUGGAAAGAGCUUCCACAGAGACCAAACCACUUGUUAGCAAGCCUUAAAUCCGUUAUACCCAGCGACUGUCAUAGUUUUUAUGACAACUAAGCUUAUAGUGAAGUUUAUUAAUAUUUUCUAACCAUUGUGAAUUAAGCCCAGUUAAUAAUAAAAAUUACUGUUCCUAAAGUA